AUGGCUGCUGAAGGCUCCGCACCUGCGUCGCCCAUCCCGAUCCCGGAGCUGACCAAGAUCACCUCUGAUGCUUGCGAUGCGGCGUUGAAGAACACCACCGAAUAUGACCACGCAAAUGUCGGAGAAUGGAACUCGCAGAUCAUUAAUGUUGUCCUCAAGGCUCUGAUCGCCGCUACUGCCCCCUCCGAUUCCUCCAAGCCGACUCCCUACCGCUUCACCGUGAACAGCACCAUCGUGCAACAGGGUGUGAUUGACAAGUCCGCCGCCGCCGACGGCACACAGAACAACGCCGGAAAGCGCGGUAUGCACUCUGCAUCUGGAGCGUUCUGGGAUGUCAACCGUGACGGUAUGUGGACUUUCAAGUACCCCGGUGCCGAGGAGCGGGGACUUGAUGUCGUGGUUAGCGUGACUUGGUUUGCGGUUGUUUGA
Penicillium odoratum is the source of this 429-nucleotide messenger RNA. Its product is annotated as dynein light chain Tctex-type family protein. Gene Ontology annotation, molecular function: dynein intermediate chain binding. The record is from RefSeq and is a predicted model, not a curated record. The transcript is spliced from 4 exons. Gene Ontology annotation, cellular component: cytoplasmic dynein complex; cytoplasm. Gene Ontology annotation, biological process: microtubule-based movement. Lineage: Eukaryota; Fungi; Ascomycota; Eurotiomycetes; Eurotiales; Aspergillaceae. Bases 1 to 429 code for a protein of 142 amino acids.